CGGCUCUGCGCUCACCUACUGCCCAAGCCUCCAGCUCCUGCCCCAGGACCCCCAGCGGGACCCCAGUCCAUCCCAGACUCAGCCCCAGCUCAGACAGCGUGCAAGGCCGCCAGGGGGCGCCGUGUGAGCGCCCUAUCUUGGCCACCCGGCGCCCCCUCCCACGGCCCAGGCGGGACGGGACGGGGGCGCCGGGGGCCAUGCGGGGCCAGGGCCGCAAGGAGAGUUUGUCCGAUUCCCGAGACCUGGACGGAUCCUAUGACCAGCUCACAGGCCACCCUCCAGGGCCCACUAAAAAAGCGCUGAAGCAGCGGUUCCUCAAGCUGCUGCCUUGCUGCGGGCCCCAGGCCCUGCCCUCAGUCAGUGAAACAUUAGCAGUCCCAGCUUCCCUCCGCCCCCACAGACCCCGCCCGCUGGACCCAGACAGCGUGGAGGAUGAGUUUGAACUGUCCACGGUGUGUCACCGGCCAGAGGGUCUGGAGCAGCUGCAGGAGCAAACCAAGUUCACACGCAAGGAAUUGCAAGUCCUGUACCGGGGCUUCAAGAAUGAAUGUCCCAGUGGAAUUGUCAAUGAGGAGAACUUCAAGCAGAUUUACUCUCAGUUCUUUCCUCAAGGAGACUCCAGCACAUAUGCUACUUUUCUCUUCAAUGCCUUUGACACCAACCAUGAUGGCUCCGUCAGUUUUGAGGACUUUGUGGCUGGUUUGUCGGUGAUUCUUCGGGGAACCAUAGACGACAGACUAAACUGGGCCUUCAACUUGUAUGACCUCAACAAGGAUGGCUGCAUCACCAAGGAGGAAAUGCUUGAUAUCAUGAAAUCCAUCUAUGACAUGAUGGGCAAGUAUACUUAUCCUGCACUUCGAGAGGAGGCCCCAAGGGAGCACGUGGAGAGCUUCUUCCAGAAGAUGGACAGGAACAAGGAUGGCGUGGUGACCAUUGAGGAAUUCAUUGAGUCUUGCCAAAAGGACGAGAACAUCAUGAGGUCCAUGCAGCUCUUUGACAAUGUCAUCUAACUCCCCAGGAAAGGGGGUCAGUUGCCCUGGGGGGACUAUACUCUAGCCCUAGUCCAGGUGGAACUCACCCUUCUCUUCCCAGGUCUGUCCUCAUCCUAGCUGGGCCCUGGGGGCUGUAGGAAUCUAAGAGUCUGGGGAUUCAGUGGUCCAGAUUGCUGGAGCUAAAGGGGCCAGGGCAUGGGCAGAGUGUAUCUGUGGGGUGUUCCCAACUCCCAACAGCUCCCACCCCCUUCCUGCCUGAUACUCAGUGCUAAGGGUACCCCUGUUAUAGGAAAUAAAUGGUUCUCCACUUUCCAUCCCCACUCUAGAAACUACAACACUAGACAAAAUGUCUCCUGGUAUGGUGCUUUCCCUAUCCCUGAUCUCAUAUGCAUUUCCUCUAAGAUUUCCUUCUCAGAGAGUCUGUUCUGUCUAUGGCACUGACUGGCCUUCCAGACCAGGGCCUUUGAGAGCCUUAUAGGAGGGGGGACAAGAAUGGAGAGGGAGAAAUCUUAGGCCUGAGCCAGGUGGUUAGGUCAUAGGUGGCUGGGGUAAAGUGCAGAAAGGCCUGGAGAUUGUCAGUGACAGCUCAGGCAUGCCAGACCAUAGCUCUGAGCUCCAUAGGUCUACCACCCCCAGGCUAUCAGAAUUUGGGUCCCAGGCCCUUCAGAAGACUCUGUCUCCUUGGAAAUGCCCCAGAAAUUUCCAUACUCUCCUCAGUAUUCCAGGAGAGCCUGGGAUCCUGAUGUCUGGCUCAUGGCUGGAAUUCCUUCCUUCCUGUUUGUGUGGGUGGUGGCAGCAGCAGGGGAAUAUGGGUGGGAGAUGUCCCAGCUGAUACCUGCCAAAGUUUCAGCCUACCCUCUCUGAAGUCUACAACUUAAGUUUUCAUUUACCAGUUCUUCUAGACUUGGAGGCAUGGAGUGAGUCAGGGACCAUCCAGUGGAUGCCUUAGAAGAAAGGGGAAGGAGGGAGGCAGGCAUAGCAUCUGAACUCUGUGAGGGGGCAUUCACUAGAAUCUUUGAUCUACCCAGGCUCUAUUCCAACCCCCCACGUAGUCUCCUCAAUUCCUACUUAGGGUCUUCUUUUGCUCUAUUCAGUCUACCCAGAGAUGCCCCCGUACGCAUCUAGAAGGCAGGGACCACUCUUGCCAUGCUGCCACCCUUUAACAUACCUGCUCGUUCCAUUUAGCUCACCCUCCCAGUCAGUCAGGAUCUGAGGGGAAGGGCCCUGAGGGAGCCCCCUUUCCCAUCAGAACACUGUUGACUGCUUUGCAUUUUUGGCUCCUCUGUAUAUUUUGUAAAAUAAAAAAAUACACCAAUCCAAUAAAACACAAUGGCUAUGCACA
This is a messenger RNA of Zalophus californianus (California sea lion), 2334 nucleotides long. RefSeq names its product potassium voltage-gated channel interacting protein 2 (gene KCNIP2). Gene Ontology annotation, cellular component: voltage-gated potassium channel complex. The record is from RefSeq and is a predicted model, not a curated record. Gene Ontology annotation, biological process: regulation of potassium ion transmembrane transport. The transcript has 10 exons. NCBI's taxonomy places the organism in Eukaryota, Metazoa, Chordata, Mammalia, Carnivora, Otariidae. Bases 198 to 1010 code for a protein of 270 amino acids. Gene Ontology annotation, molecular function: calcium ion binding; potassium channel regulator activity.